AUGGAUGACAUUAUCGUGACAGUCAUCAUUGCUGCAGCCGUUGUGCUAUUGUUGUUCCUGUAUUGUAGAAGAAAGAGGAGCAGGACGGUCUCUGCAGGUUCACCAACAGAGGCAGAAGAAAGAAGGUUGAUCAAGGAAGUCAAAGAGAAAACAGUGACUGUUACUAAGAGAAAGAUCAUGUUUGCAGAGACCCAGAGAACUGCCUCAUUGUUUGAGCUGUUUAAAAAAACAAAUGUUCAGGAGGUAGCAAAGGAAAUUGUCUCACUGGAUGAAGUCAGUGCCAUCAUGCAUAAGGCUGGCCUCGAGGACUGUAAUCUUAUUUUUGGUAUUGACUACACAGGAUCUAACUAUUUACAAGGUAAAAAGACGUUUGGCGGGAAAUGCCUUCAUGAUAUCAACGACAGGGGACUUAACCCUUACCAAAGUGUGAUAGGCACACUUGGUGAGACACUGGAGCCAUUUGACAGUGACGGAGCUAUCCCAGCAUUUGGUUUUGGUGAUGCUUACACAAAAGACCAUUCUGUAUUCUCUCUGAGGCCGGAAGAAAUUCCUGCAGGAUUCAAGGAAGUGCUAGAGAUCUACAACCAGAUAACACCCAAGAUUCGACUCGGAGGCCCAACUAAUUUUGCACCACUAAUUAAUCGAGCUAUUGAAAUUGUCAAAGCAACCAAUGCAUAUCACAUCCUAGUUAUUGUGGCUGAUGGACAAGUAACCAAUGAAAGGGCCACAACUGAGGCUAUAGUAGAAGCAUCUAACUAUCCUCUAUCAAUCAUCACAGUCGGCGUGGGUGAUGGUCCCUGGGACACCAUGGAGGAAUUUGAUGAGAAGUUGCCAGUUAGGAAAUUCGACAACUUCCACUUUGUUGAUUAUGCCAAGGUCACACAAGGAGUCGACAACCCUAGUGCAUCAUUUGCUAUUCAUGCUUUGAAAGAAAUCCCUGACCAAUACAAAGCAAUCAAGAGAUUGAACCUUCUUUAG
This is a messenger RNA of Candidula unifasciata, 978 nucleotides long. The record is from the annotation of a GenBank genome assembly. Lineage: Eukaryota; Metazoa; Mollusca; Gastropoda; Stylommatophora; Geomitridae.